AUGGUCACUUUUAAACCUGAGGAUGGGACAGAUGCUGAGAAUAUCGAGAUGGUAUGGAAGCAGAUUUAUGAUGCAUCAUCCUCUCAACGACACGACAUGUUACCUCAGCUUUUUGGAUUAAGCCAGUCAAGAAUACCAACCCUAAUAUUCCAUGAUGCAUUCAUUGGUGGAGGUGCUAUAUUUAGUCAGCUUGGUGUCAAUGCACCGGUUGUUCAGAGUUAUCUCUGGCAUCAAAUUUACAAUUCAUUCUAUACUAUGGUGGAUGACAGUGAUAUGCAGAGAUUGUUGAAAAAUGUUCAAACAUUCAAUCUUGAAGAAUGGGUUUUCAACUUCAGGAGCAAUGUGUGGCAGUAUGACAUCACAUCCUCCUUUUCUGAGUUACCCAGGUCCAGAAGCAGAACUCUAUUCACCUCCUUUCAACUAAUGAACCAACCCAAUCAGAAUUUAUGCCUUGAAUCUGAGGCAAUUGUUGGUGGUCUGCAGGAAGAGUUCUUCAAGUUGGUUACCUCAUUUGGAGUUAUGCACAUCCUUCCACAUGACUUUGUGCCUCAUGGUCUGCUUACUUUUGGAGCCAUUAUUGAUUGGGGGAAAUCCCAUAUUCUGGCACAUCUCCCUUCCAUACCAUUUCCUGAAUGGCAUCUUUAUCCCAGUAUACAUGGAGUUAAAUCCAGACUUUCAGAGUCAGUUCCUGGUCAUAUUGACCUGAUAUUUGAUGAGCCUGGAGUCAACAUAAUCAGACUACAGGUUGGGUUAAAAAUUGCUUCCAACAAACGUGAACACCUUCGAUGUACAUACCUCAGUCAAUCACUCCAGCUCUCCAAGAAUACUGGUUGUCCUGAAGCCACUUGGAACAGUGUAUUGCUCAUGGAUGAAAUUGUCUUUAUCCUGACUGGAACCUUCACCACUGACUUUAUAUGCAACUACUCAUCUCAAGUCUACGUAUUUAUCCAACCACUUCUUUCAAUAUCAACUGAAAGAAUCAACAACAUGCCAUGUCUCCAUUGGCCUUUGGACACCCAGUUGUACUAUUGGUCUUCUGAUUCCAAAGGGAAUAUACCAAUUCCAGAGGAGGAUUGGGCACAGUAUUGCAUCCCAGUACUGGAUUUAGACAUAUAUAUUGGGACUUCAUGGACUCAGUUUGAUUAUGCAUCUGUGCAGGAAUACCUGACAAUCAAGGGGUAUGAUCCUUACAGUGAUGAGUAUGCAAGGGUGCAUGGAUAUCAAAUUAUGAACCAGUGGGAUCCACAUACUGGGGAUGAAUGGGUUCAUCUAGAGAGCCAGGAAUGGACAAAAGCUGAAGGCCAAUUGUGUUCCAUCAUGUCUUCUUCAACAGAUUCUCUGAUCUCACAAAGUGAGACCUGCCAUGAGAACCCAGGAUCCAAUGAAGCUUUGAAGAAUCUAAAAAGUGAUAAAUUCAUGAGCUGGCUAUCAAGGGAUUGGCUAAAACAUGGUCAUGGUAAGCCACCAUUUAUAUAUUUUUGGGAACUCCCAGCUUAG
This is a messenger RNA of Marasmius oreades (fairy-ring Marasmius), 1497 nucleotides long. RefSeq lists its product as uncharacterized. The transcript has 10 exons. Bases 1 to 1497 code for a protein of 498 amino acids. Lineage: Eukaryota; Fungi; Basidiomycota; Agaricomycetes; Agaricales; Marasmiaceae. The record is from RefSeq and is a predicted model, not a curated record.